This is a messenger RNA of Linum tenue, 552 nucleotides long. NCBI's taxonomy places the organism in Eukaryota, Viridiplantae, Streptophyta, Magnoliopsida, Malpighiales, Linaceae. The record is from the annotation of a GenBank genome assembly.
CUUGUAGAUCUGGAGGAUCAUCUUCUCAUCGUACUCCUUAACCGCCCUCCUCCCGAACGACGAGACGCCGUCCCCGAUCCCGCCGCCGUAACCCGCGGCGCCGACCAUCCCGCCGCCGGCGGAGUUGGCGAAGCCGAGCAUCAUCCUGACGUAGGCGUCGCGGAGCCAGAUGAAGAACUUCUUCGGCGAAGAGAGCUUGUUGAGGAACUUGAGCUUGGGCUUGAUCUUGAUCCGCCACGAUAUCCUCCUCCUCCGCCUCCCACCGCCGAGCUCGACCUGCUCGAUCUUAGUCGGAGUGGCGGAAGAGCCGCCGCCGAUGCGGCGGUAGCCCUGCCGCCUCCAGUAGCGUUUCAUUUUGGUGUAUACGGUGGGAGUGAUGCCUUCCAUUUCGGGGAAGUAUUGUGUUAAGGAUUUUUCUAUGGUUGAGGAGUUGAGGUUGUUAUUAACGGAAGAAAUGGGGAUCUGGAGGAUUUCGCGGCGAGGAUCGGGAAAGGAAGAGAGAAGGAAGCACCGCCUGUUCAGUGUCCACUCCAGCAAUGUUGGUAUGGUAAC